GGAGAACACCGCCAUGGCUCUGUCCACUCUUCACCUCACUGCGCUUUGCUUUGCGCUUCUGCUGUGUCUGAUUGGUGGAGCACAGACUGAGGUUCCGCCCAGUUGCUUGGCCUCGGCUGGUGUCCCUGGCAACCCUGGACACAAUGGGCUCCCAGGCAGAGAUGGCAGGGAUGGAAAAGAUGGGAGAGAAGGAGUUUCAGGACCCAAGGGGGACAGAGGAGACCCAGGGCUGCCAGUCCCAGGACCUCCGGGUAAGAUGGGUCCUGCUGGGCCAGCUGGUCCUAUGGGGCAGAAGGGGGAAGUUGGGAUGCCAGGGCCUCUGAAAACAGAUGCUAGAAUUGAGUCCUUACAGCCAGAUGUUCAGACUAUGAGAUCCAGAUUGUCUAUUAUAGAAAAGGCUAUAGGACUACACAUCCUCAGAGUAGGAAUGAAAUACUAUGUUACAAAUAAAUUGCAAGACAAUUUUGAUGUUGGUCUGAAGUCCUGUGAAGAUUCCGGAGGAGAUGUUGUGUUGCCCAAAAAUGAAGAGGAGAACAAGGCUGUUGCGAAGAUGGUAUCAAUAUCAGGGGGACCCAUAUGGAUCAGGACAACAGACAGGGACACUGAAGGGACCUUCCUGGACACCGAUAACAGCACACUGAGCUUCACAAAAUGGGCACCAGGGGAGCCCAAUAAUGCUGAAAAUACUGAGCACUGUACCAAUGUCUAUGAUGACACAGGCCUCUGGAAUGAUGUGACCUGCAAUACCAAAUAUUACAUAGUAUGUGAAAUAGUAGACUAAGGAGUUUUUUAUUCAUCCAGUUGUUUUAUUGCUAGAUUAUUUUGUACUUAUUGGCAUGCAAUUCAUUUUAUCAUGCUAUUCCAAAUUUCAGGAGCUGAUUUUAGAAACUGACCACUCACCAAGAUGAUAAUAAAUUCAUGUAGAAAUUGUAAGACAAGCUUUUAAUAAUCAAGAUAAGAUAGAGCCUUUAAGUAAUAAAUCAAAGCCAGAUUGGGAUCAAAAUGCAUGUAAAAGCACAAACAAGAUUACAAAACUAUGAAAUAUCAAAGUUUUUUCAUUACUGGCUUAUGAUAAAUGAAAACAUCAGUUGAAGUAUCUUUGGGUCAUGCAGUAUGAAAGGUAUCUGACUGCAAAAUGGCAGUAACAUGAUUUGUAUAUGUGUAAAUAGUAUUCAAUUGUGUCCAUGUCUGACAUCAGAUCUUUGGAAGAAGGAUCUCUUAUAUGUUUUGGUUCACUUCAGAUGUGACCAGUUUUACUGAAUCCCGAAUAAAAUCGGCCUAUGCGU
Alosa sapidissima (American shad) is the source of this 1286-nucleotide messenger RNA. RefSeq names its product pulmonary surfactant-associated protein D-like. Gene Ontology annotation, cellular component: rough endoplasmic reticulum; multivesicular body. The coding region runs from base 14 to 781 and encodes 255 amino acids. The record is from RefSeq and is a predicted model, not a curated record. Lineage: Eukaryota; Metazoa; Chordata; Actinopteri; Clupeiformes; Clupeidae. The transcript is spliced from 4 exons.